CUCCUUGAGACAUGCAAAAAAUAUAAAUAAACAUGCAGCAAUACACAAUACACAAAUAUAACAACAUAAUAUAUAGAUAUUUUCUUGAUGUUCUCCGAACAGUCGCUAAGUGUACGCGCAACUCGUGCAAGCAAAAUUUUAUUAUUCCCGUUAAGAGAAGAAUCUCGUCGUUUCGUCAACAAGAAGAGCGUAACACCGGCAUGUCUGAGAUACAUCCAUUAUUUUCACCAUGGAAUGUCAGUCGUCCAGAAACUGAGACUUAUCGCAACUUCUUCAAUCCAAAUAUUUGUCAUAUUUGUAAGAAAGAUCCGAAAAAAUCGCAGUUCUAUCGUGAAAAUUACAAUAUAGAUUGUUCGUGUAACAUGAUUCUUUACUGUAGCAGCAAUCACGAAUUAGAAGAUAAAACGAAUCAUGAAGAGAUCUGCAAAAUUUUAAGAAAGCUUUCACAUAGUCACCCGAUAUUUUGGCUAAAUCAUAAUUUCGUUCGGGACAAUUGGGUCAAGUCGAGGAAAGACCUUUUACGUAUAGUCAAAGUGGAGUUGCAACGUGAUAUGAAGCCGUACGAAGUACAGAUGAUCAUGUUUGCUAAAUCGUGUUUUAUUUGUCACGAGCAACGUAAUCUUCAAACUUGUACGGAGUGCUACUGCGUGAACUAUUGUUCGAAUCAUGCACAAGCUUUGAAAUAUCAUUACAUUUCAAAUUGCGCCAGAUUGAAGUCGUGUCUCCAAGCAGAUCAAUACUUACAAUUAGACUAUAGAGUAACUUAUAAUAAAUUUUCAGAGGUUUAUUUAGUCACUAUGCUCAAUGUUGUUAACAUGCAAGAAUUCAUUGAAACAUUUGCGAGUUACCAACCUGAUCAUUUAAAGAAAUUCUAUUCUGAUUACCUAUCAGGACCGUUGACUCUGUAUUAUUAUGGAAUAAUGAAUCAAAUUAUACAUAUACAAGAUGCGCAUUAUGUCGUUCAUAUAAUACACGCAAAUAUUGUAGAUGCACAAUAUAUACUAGCCUGGGAAACCUUGCUGCAUACUAUAGCAAAGAAACUAAAUCAUCUACAAGUUGUAUUGAUAGGAUCAGAAAUGCAGAACGUAUACGUAAAUGUCGAACUUUGUGAGCUCUGCAAACUACUUAAGAGGAAAUUCGGGAUACAAGGUUGCCGCAUGUCCUUUCGCGAUUAUGCUAACAUCAUUAAAUUAUAUAAGCUACCAAAUAUAAUUAUAACAUUUGAAGCAGAUCUUAAUGAAUGGGAUUUAGCGGAAAUAAUUCCAACAUUAAAAAGUUUAUCUUGUCCUUUUAUUGUAACCGCCGGGUCGCUCUUCAAAUUCGAAAGGAACAUGCAGGAGUUAAAUAAAAUUCUGCCUGCACCAUUGGAUUUACCACCAAUCUUAAAUAAAUUUGGUUCUCUUAAGGCAUACAGAAAUUUGGAGGAUAAUGACGUAUCUUAUCGUAAUAAGUUUUUGAUUAUUUUUAAGAGUUUAAGUGAUUUAUUUAACUUACAUAAUAAACCGGUUAAUUAUAGUGCAGGGUCUUCAAUAUUGGCAAAACUUUUGUAA
Messenger RNA from Harpegnathos saltator (Jerdon's jumping ant), 1550 nucleotides. RefSeq lists its product as uncharacterized. The record is from RefSeq and is a predicted model, not a curated record. The coding region runs from base 33 to 1550 and encodes 505 amino acids. NCBI's taxonomy places the organism in Eukaryota, Metazoa, Arthropoda, Insecta, Hymenoptera, Formicidae. The transcript has 2 exons.